Molecule: messenger RNA, 3457 nt
Organism: Durio zibethinus
Lineage: Eukaryota; Viridiplantae; Streptophyta; Magnoliopsida; Malvales; Malvaceae
Product: insulin-degrading enzyme-like 1, peroxisomal
Biological process (GO): peptide catabolic process
Cellular component (GO): cytosol; mitochondrion
Molecular function (GO): metalloendopeptidase activity; metal ion binding
Source: RefSeq, a predicted model, not a curated record
AAUUAAAAAAAACUCCAACUCAUAAUAGUGACAACUUGAAGAUGAAAUUAUCCUUCUCAAGGUAUUGAAAAUCAACCCGCAGAAAGAUAAAAACAAAUUGCUCUUUCUCUCUCGACCGAGCUGAAAAUAUGGCUAAUGGAAUAGAAAACGAUGAGGUAGUUAUAGUAAAGCCUCGAACAGACGAGAGAAAAUACAGGAGGAUCGUCCUCGGAAACUCCCUCCAAGUUCUCCUGGUCAGCGAUCCCGACACCGACAAGUCUGCUGCAUGUAUGCUUGUUAGCGUCGGCUACUUCUCCGAUCCUGACGGCAUCGAGGGCCUUGCCCACUUCCUUAUGCACGUGCUGCCAUAUGCUAGUGAAAAAUAUCCUUCGGAGGAUAGUUUCUCAAAGUACAUCAGCGAGAAUGGAGGGUACACAGAUAGCUCCGUGUAUAAUGAUCGGACCAGCUAUUAUUUUGACACCAACAAUGACUGUUUUGAAGAAGCUUUGGAACGGUUUUCCCAGAUCUUCAUCAAACCAUUGAUGCCAGCUGAAGCUACCAUGAGGGUAAUUAAAACUAUUGAUUCUGUAUACCAAAAUGAGUUAUUGUCUGACUGGUGGAGAGUGUAUCAGCUUCAGAAGCAUUUCAGUACGGAAAGUCAUCCUAAUCAUAAAUUUGGAACAGGGAAUUGGCAUACGUUGGAAGUUAGACCAAAAGCAAAAGGACUGGAUAUAAGACAUGAGCUCUUAAAGUUCUAUGAAGAAAAUUAUUCUGCCAACCUUAUGCAUUUGGUUGCAUAUACAAAAGAAAGCCUUGAUAAAAUACAAAGCUCCGUGGAGAACAAGUUCCAAGACAUUCGAAACUCCAACCAACAUGGUUUCCACAUUACCGGUUUGCCCAUCAUGUCAGAACAUCGAAUGAUUCUUGUCAAGCUUGUUCCAAUAGCAGAAAGGCACAAAUUGAUAAUUGAAUGGCCAAUAACCACAAGCAGGCAUCAUUACAAGGAAGGGCCAUGCAAGUAUCUGGGCCAUGUCAUUGGCCAUAAAGGAGAAGGAUCCGUGUAUUACAUCUUGAAAACACGAGGAUGGGCUACGGGAUUGUCGGCUUUUGAAGAUGAGAUCACAUUAGAGUUUUCUUUCUUUACAGUAACAGUUGAUCUUACUGAAGAUGGUCAUGAGCAUAUGCAGGAGAUUAUAGGGUUGCUCUUUAAAUACAUCAAAUUUUUGAGGGAGUCUGGUAUUUGCAAAAAGGUAUUUGAGGAGUUUUCAACUAUUUGUGAGGUAAACUUUCACCAUCAAGACAAAAUCCGACCUAUUGAUUAUGUUAAGGAAAUCGCGUCAAGAAUGCAGGAAUAUCCUUCCAAAGAUUGGUUGGUUGGCUCAUCGUUGCCUUCAAAUUUCAAUGCUAACCUUGUGCAAAUGAUUCUAAGAGAGUUCUCGCCAGAGAAUGUUCGCAGAAUCUUUUGGGAGUCAAAGAAAUUUGAAGGGGAGACGGAUAAGGUUGAGCCGUGGUAUGGUACUGCUUAUUCUGUUGAGAGGAUCACAACUUCGAUGAUUGAGAAAUGGAUGUCAGCAGCUCCAAUUGAUAAUUUGCAGCUACCAGCAGCUAAUAUGUUCAUAACCAAAAAUUUGUCUCUUAAGGAUGCACGAGAAAAGGUCAAGUUUCCAGUUUUGUUAAGAAAGUCAUCCUAUUCAAAACUGUGGUACAAGCCUGAUACAAUGUUCUCCUUACCUAAGGCAUUUGUUAAAAUAGAAUUCAACUGUCCCCAUGCUAGAAUCUCUCCUGAAGCUGAAGUUCUUGCAGACAUUUUUGUACGAUUGUUGAGGGAUUACUUGAAUGAACACACUUACUACGCUCAAGUUGCUGGCCUUGAUUGUUAUAUGUGGCGCUCAUACAGAGGUUUUCAGGUGACACUUUGUGGUUAUAAUGACAAGGUGAACAUUUUGCUGGAAAUUGUAAUUGAUAAGAUCGCAAAUUUUGAAGUGAAACCUGAUAGGUUCUCUAUAAUCAAGGAAAUGAUAACAAAAGACAUUUACAACUUACAAUUUCAAGAACCCUUUGAGCUGGCUAAGUACUGCACCUCAUUAAUAUUGAACGAUAUGCUAUGGCCUUGGAAGGACAAACUUGAAGUUUUACCCCUUUUGAAAGUAGAAGACCUUGUCAAAUUUAUUCCCAUGAUGUUCUCAAGCACCUUUUUGGAGUGUUUCAUAGCAGGAAACAUGGAACGUGAGGAAGCGACUUCAAUAAUUGAAAUUGCUGAAGACAUAUUCUUUAAGGGUUCAAACCCUAAAUGCCAGCCAUGGUUUCCAUCCUUACAUCUCACGAAUGAAGUUGUUAAACUGGAAAGAGGCAUUAGUUAUAUAUACUCAGAGGAGUGCCUAAACCCAAGUAAUGAGAAUUCCGCCCUACUCCAUUAUAUUCAGGUUCAUCGAGAUGAUUUUGUGUUGAACGUAAAAAUUCUGCUUUUUCAGCAUAUUGCAAAGGAAGCGGCCUAUCAUCAGCUUAGAUCAGUGGAGCAACUUGGGUACAUUAAUAACUUCUAUUUAAGCAAUAAUUUAGGAAUUCUUGGACUGCAAUUUCUCAUUCAGUCGACAACGAAGAGUCCAAGAGAUAUUGAUUUGAGAGUUGAGGCAUUCCUCAAGAUGUUUGAGAAUAAAAUUUAUGAAAUGUCCAACGAUGAAUUUAAGAAUAAUGUGAAUGCAUUGAUUGACAAGAAUAUGGAGAGGCACAAAAACUUACGGGAAGAAUCUAAUUAUUACUGGGGGGAGAUCUUCAGCGACAUCCUCAGGUUUGAUAGGAAAGAAGGAGAGGUUGAAAUAUUAAGACAGCUUACACAACAAGAAUUCAUAGAUUUUUUCGAUGAAUAUAUAAAAGUUGGUUCACCCCAAAAGAAGACGCUAAGUGUGCGAAUCUACGGGAAGAAACAUCUAUCCGAAUACAAAUCAGAGAAAAGUGAACCACUUCAAUUGCAGUCCGUUCGCAUCCAUGACAUCCUGAGUUUUAGAAGAUCACAACCUCAUUACGGUUCAUUUAAAGGAAGCUUUGGCCAUAUGAAGCUGCAAGUAAAUUAAGAAGAAGAGGGGAAGACAUGGAUUUGGAGCCAUCCAACCCUCUUCUCGUCAGUUAGUAACUCAUUGAAGAGAAAUAAUAUUGAAUCUUUGACAAGCUUUAUCUAUUUGGAAGAUUAAUGUUUAAAACGCCACAUUAAAUAGAGCUUUAUCCAGUUUUUGGAUGUAUUCACUCUUAUUUUCUGUGUUGUCCAUUUACGUAUUUUUUUUCCCCUUUUUUAAAAGAUUCUUUUUCAAUAAUAAAAUAGAUGUAAUUAGGCUUGUAAAAAUGAUAGUGUACAAUUCCAUUAAAUUUUAAUUUCCUUAAUUUAAUUUUACGUAAUGUUCUCUCAUCAAUGGGCCAAAUAUAUUGGAUUCGUCUUCACUCAGUAAAUUUACAAAAUUAAAGUGUAUUUGUUUGGCUUUUAAGA